This is a messenger RNA of Coregonus sp. 'balchen', 3873 nucleotides long. Lineage: Eukaryota; Metazoa; Chordata; Actinopteri; Salmoniformes; Salmonidae. The record is from the annotation of a GenBank genome assembly.
AUGGACUAUGUGCUGGUGCGAGUCCCGCCCCCUCUGCCGGGAUUGCCCCGCCCCCGUUUCUCCCUCUACCUCUCCUCCCAGCUCCAAUAUGGUGUCAUCAUCGUCUUCCACCGCCAGUGUGGGAUGCUCCUGGGUAAGAGGGAGAGGAAGAGAGGGGGAGUCAUAGAAGAGGGGGAGUCAUAGAGGGGGAGUCAUAGAGGGAGAGGAAGAGAGGGGGAGUCAUAGAGGGAGAGGAAAAGAGGGGGAGGAAAGAGGGGGAGUCAUAGAGGGAGAGGAAAAGAGGGGAGUCAUAGAGGGAGGGGGGAGUCAUAGAGGGAGAGGAAAAGAGGGGGAGGAAAAGGAGGGGGAGUAUAGAGGGAGAGGAAGAGAGGGGGAAGUCAUAGAGGGAAAGGAAGAGAGGGGGAGUCAUAGAGGGAGAGGAAGAGAGGGGGAGUCGUAGAGGGAGAGGAAGAGGUGGGAGUCGUGUAGAGGGAGAGGAAAAGGGGGAGUCAUAGAGGGAGAGGAAGAGAGGGGGAGUCAUAGAGGGAGAGGGAGAGGAAGAGGGGGGGAGUCAUAGAGGGAGAGGAAAAGAGGGGGAGUCAUAGAGGGAGAGAGGAAAAGAGGGGGAGUCAUAGAGGGAGAGGAAGAGAGGGGGAGUCAUAGAGGGAGAAGAAAAGAGGGGGAGUCAUAGAGGGAGAAGAAGAGAGGGGGAGUCAUAGAGGGAGAAGGAGAGAGGGGGAGUCAGAGAAGGAGAGAGGGGGAGUCAUAGAGGGAAUGCGAGGGAGGGAGAGAGGGAAGGGGAAAGAGAGGGGGAGUGAGUAGGAAAAGAGAAGGUUGGAGAGAGGGAUGGUGCAGGUAGGGGAGAAUAGGAGGUGUGGAAAAGACAGUAGUGUGACAGUAGAGUUAUGACCUCUGACCUGUGGUGUGACACAAGAGUUAUGACCACUGACCUGUAGUGUGACAGGAGAGUUAUGACCUCUGACAUUAGGGUGACAGGAGAGUUAUGACCUCUGACCUGUAGUGUGACAGGAGAGUUAUGACCUCUGACCUAUAGUGUGACAGGAGAGUUAUGACCUCUGACCUAUAGUGUGACAGGAGAGUUAUGACCUCUGACCUAUAGUGUGACAGGAGAGUUAUGACCUCUGACCUAUAGUGUGUGUGUUUCCAGAGGAGAUCCAGCAAAUCCUGGACAGACUAGCCAAGACCAGAACCAUCCAGAAGAUCGACGUGGAUGAGCCUGACAGGUGGGUACAACAAACCCUGUUUCUCAACUCUCAUGUUCUUCCAGGGGGAGAGAGAGGCGUCUGGCGAGUGCGCUGACACAAAAUGGCUGCCAUGAAUUAGGAUCUCUCUCUCUCGCUCUCUUUCCCUCAGACACGCUCUUUCUCUUCCUGACGUGUUGUCUCUCCUGGAGGAAAGUGGGUGGGCCGCGCACCCCUUCUUUGGAGAAAUGCAUUCUGGGUACGCAAUACCCAGCCCCAAUACACUAAUACAGGUACAUCAGACAGUGGCUCAAAUUACUGUGUGUGUGUGUGUGUGUGUGUGGUAAAAUGACUGUGUUCUAUUGACACAUCUCGUCUUUCUCUGAUCUCUUGUUCUGUUCCUCUUCUUGUCUGUCAGCUGGGUGGAGAGAUUAGGAGAGAAGCCACUCCUGAGCGCCCCCUGCUUCUGAGUCCAGGAACUCCCCCUCAGGACGGUGAGAGAGGAGGGGGGAGUUUAAUACAUUAAGGGGAAUGGGAGUGGAGAAAAGGAAGAGUGGUCAUGAGUUAAAUGGUAAUCCAUUGGGUUUCCUUUAUUGUUGUUUAUGGUCUUAUCCCUCGUUCAUUCCCAGGUAUCACGGCGUCUCCAGACUCCAUCACUCUGAUAGAGACUGAACCCAUCACCAUCCCCUCAGCAGAGGUACACCUGUCAAUCAGUACAGCUGUCAAUCAAACUAACCUUCCAAUCAAACCAUCUCUCUCUCUCGCUGGCAGUUUGAAGGGGCGGAGCUCGCUGAGGUCACACAUCAAGACAUGGGGAUGAUUGACUUGCUGAUGGACCAGUUGGAUCACUUCCCAGAGGGUGAGUGACAGGUGAAUUCUACUCUGUCCCUGCCCCCUGUACACAGGGCAGCUGUAAAAAUGAGUCUGUGUUUCAGGAGUGAUGGAGACAGAGCGAGAGAGGGGCCCAGAGACAGAAGAGAGGCAGAGAGAAGGAGAAUCUGUGGGAGAAGGGGACUUGGAGAAAGUGAACAAGAAGUAGAAAGAGACAGAGAAGAAGAGACAGAGAGGACAAGAGAGCUGAUUGGAUCCCUUAUUGGGUAGGUUAAUGUAUACUGACACACUCACACACACACACACACACACACACACACACACACAGUAACUUUGGUUCCCGCUGUCUCCUCUGUCAGACUGCCGCCCACCACCCUAUCCAGCGAGGACCCCACAGUGCUGCCUGAUGAGGAGACAGAGUUGCUGCCCAUGGAGAUGCCUGCAGCGCUGGCAGAGGAGAGGACCCCAGUGUCUGUUCCUCUGCCCCCUUCCACACCCGGUGAACCAGAGGAGAGAGGGAUGGAUGGAGAGAGGGAGAGAUGGAGAGAUAGCCCCACCCUACAGGAUGUUACUCCCCCAAUGAAGCGACCUCGCAGGAGGCAGCUGCUCUUCAUCGACCAGAAAACACAGAUUACCCAGGAGGCACUGCAGCAACAGAUAGACAACACGCUCAUACAGACCAGGCCCCUGGUACACACACACACACACACACACACAAAUACAUACACACACACAUUUGAACUACAUUUACAUUUACAUUUACGUAAUUUAGCAGACACUCUUAUCCAGAGCGACUUACAAAUUGGUGCAUUCACCUUAUAGCCAACUAUACACCCAAAACUGUAAUCAUUUACAAGGUAUUCAUAAACAAGUUAAUCAGUUAGUGAAAGUGUGAGAGUAAUUAAGAUGUGUGUUCCAGGUUGUAAUCAGUGGUCUCUCUAAGAGAACAGUGUCUCCAGCUGAUCUCCUUGGUAACCCAUGCACCAGUGAGUAUCAACUCUCAUACUCUCUCUUUCUCACUGUUAAACAACCUUUAAUCAACACUGAAAUAACGUUAGGUCUCUAUUCCUCCUCAGCCCUCCCUCCAGAGCUGCUGUUGCCAUGGAAACAGGUGGCGGUCAUCACAGUGCUCACUGGCUCCGCCCUGCUGGUAGGGAGGACAGAGACAGACUCGGAGUCAGAGAGAGAGAGGGAUAGAGAGAGAGUGAUGGAGGCAGCGGAGGAGGGAGACAGAGAGCAGGAGGAAGAGCUCAGCUCAAAAGAGGUGAGGAGGGAUCAAACAGUUUUUUAGGUGACUACACAUGUGUGCAUCUAAAAACUGGACAAUGACGAUAUCGACAAUUAUCCCUGUGUGUGUAGGUACCUAGAGAGUUGGCAGAGUCAGGCCUGUCCCAGCCUGAUGUUUCCAGUAAGAUAUUACAAUACUGUAGUAUAAUUCCAUAGAUCAGUCAUAUGGCUGGGGGACUGCAAGAUGCUUGGUCAUCUUGCAGACAGUGCUCCCUCUCCAUCUCAAGAUAGAUGUUAACUCUGUGUGUUCCUCCAGCUCGGUCGCCGCUGUCCCUGGAGGGCUCUGAUAGAGACAUGUCCCGGGAGAACUCCCCCCUGGACAUACCCGAGAGCAGAGGGUGAGAGGAGAGGGAGGAGAAGAGGGGGAGGGGGGAGGAAGGGAGUUGUAUAUUGUGUGCAACUGGUAGUUACAUACAGUUGACACAUGAUAAUGUCAUAUUGUGUUGUGUUCAGGUCUCCUGUCCCCAGGUCUGUGUCCAAACUGAUGGACAUUCCAGAGGAGGGCGAGGGACCGCUGGAGAGAGAGGCAGAGCACAUACCCCUGGCUGACCUAUCAGCAGAGCUACUGGAGUAA